CCCCACCCCGAUCGCACAGCGCCGGCGAAACCCUAGCGACGAAAUCCCCCCAAAUUCCCCUUCCAAUUUCGCCGCGCGGAGGUUCGGGAUCGCGGGGCCGCAUUCCGGCGGGGAGGACGGUGGAGGAGGAGAUGGCGACCUCCCGCAAGAUGGCCCGCGUCGACAUCGCCGAGCUGAAGCAGCGGCUGGUGAAGCGGCUGGGGCGGCAGCGGGCUGGCCAGUACUUCAUGCACCUCACCAGGCUGCUGAAUCUGAAGCUCACCAAGGUGGAGUUCGAUAAGCUGUGCUACGCCACCAUCGGGAGGGAGAACAUCGCGCUGCACAACGCCUUGAUUAGGGGGAUCAUCAGCAAUGCGCUGUCCGGGGUGCCCCCGCCGAGCCGCCAGGCGGUGACGGGGCAGUCGGGGACGACCACGGCUCCGAGCGGGCAGUGCGUCGGCGUCGCGCUGCCGAACGCGGGGAAUGUAGGUGCUGUGGUGGAUUCGGGCGAUGGUGACUUUGCGAGGGAGCGGGCGGUGGUCGGCAAGGUGUUCUCGGUGGAGGAUGGAGAGGAGGUGGAGCAGGUUAGGUCUGCCCCGUGUGUUCAGAGCCGAAGCCCAAUAACUGCCCCAUUGGGGAUUUCAACUAAGCAAUGCUAUGGUGUGAGGACACGGAAGUUGGAUGAUCCGAUGGUUUCAUGUUAUGAUUCUGGCCAUCUGCUGGAUACGGGUUCUUUGUUCAAGGGUUUGCAGCGCCGGUUGGAGAGUGAUGGCAUUGGAGUGACAGUGCAGGGUAUUGAAGUUUUAAAUCGGGGGUUAGAUGAGUUUUUGCGGAGGUUAAUUAAACCAUGCAUGGAAUUGUCCAGGGUAAGGUCCAGCGGUAGAAGAGUCAGCAAAGGCAAUGUGAUGUUUCCCGCUAGGACAGAUGGCUUGCAACAAGCCAAUCGUGGUUGUACAACAGUACAAGAUAUUGCUGUUGCUGUGGAAUCUGAUCCACGUUUGCUUGGAACCAAUUGGUCUACACAGCUCGAAAAGAUACAGGCAAUGUCGUUUGGUGAAUAAGCCUGAUUACCCUGUUAUUGAUGCACCUUUCAAAAGAGAUGCAGUUUGUUGAAAAAUAUCAUCACUGAAGUAAACGGAGCUUUGGGCCAACAGGGAUGCAAAUCCGAGGACUGCUUCACUCACGAGCAAGCAAAGUUGAAACAAGCGACCAAUUGGGGCUGUAAUGGACAAAUGUAGCAUAAGUUCUUCCUUGAAAAUUGAGGACUGUCAGUAUAAAGGAGAGAUUCAACAGAGCUGCUUGAUGUAGUGGAUCAAAUUGAGCAACUUGUUGAUAAACAGUUAUAGGCUUGGCAUGUAACACAUGGUAUUCUGAUAGCGCUUCUAGGGUUUCUAUGUGAUGUUGUAAUAGAGCAUAUUUUUCCUUGUUUCAAAUUGAGUUGCAAUAAUUUUUUGCAGUGAUCAUAAGAGUUAUAUAUUUUCAUUGCUCCUGUACAUUGUAUUCAGAUUAUGGCAACUACUGCUUGUAAUCAGGGUGCAAGUUGGCCUAUUGAAUAAUAUAUUAACUUCUUUUGGUCUUGGA
Molecule: messenger RNA, 1560 nt
Organism: Oryza brachyantha (malo sina)
Lineage: Eukaryota; Viridiplantae; Streptophyta; Magnoliopsida; Poales; Poaceae
Exons: 2
Coding region: 132-1040 (302 amino acids)
Biological process (GO): regulation of transcription by RNA polymerase II
Cellular component (GO): SAGA complex
Molecular function (GO): transcription coactivator activity
Source: RefSeq, a predicted model, not a curated record